Messenger RNA from Wallemia mellicola CBS 633.66, 900 nucleotides. RefSeq lists its product as hypothetical. The coding region runs from base 1 to 900 and encodes 299 amino acids. NCBI's taxonomy places the organism in Eukaryota, Fungi, Basidiomycota, Wallemiomycetes, Wallemiales, Wallemiaceae. The record is from RefSeq and is a predicted model, not a curated record. Gene Ontology annotation, biological process: intracellular monoatomic cation homeostasis. Gene Ontology annotation, molecular function: ribosome binding. The transcript has 3 exons. Gene Ontology annotation, cellular component: mitochondrial inner membrane.
AUGUAUUUGACAAGGCGGUGUAUACCACUUCGACAGCUGCCCAUUUAUAGACAGAAUAUUAGCUUUUAUUCUACUUCACAAAAGAAUAAGCUCACAGAAGCACAAGAACUAGAUAAACACGUUCUACCACCAGCAAACCCAGAUGCUUCUUUUCCUCGUCGAUGGUGGCAUAAAGGUAAAACCCUAGUUGUUUUCUAUUGGAGGGGAAUAAAACAGAUUUGGUUUAAUAGGGAUGUCGUCAAGCAAAUUCAAUUGAAAGAUGGUCCACUCAGUCAUAGAGAGUUUCAACUUUUGACAACUCACAAAAAGGACAUAAAAAAGCUUGUUCCAUUCGCUGUCUUAUUCGUUUUAUUAGAGGAAAUCAUUCCUCUCAUCGCAUAUCUCGCUCCCCAGGUUUUACCUUCCACCGUCGUUCUUCCUUCUCAGAAGGUUUCAAUAAGGAAGGCAAUCGAGAACAGGCGGAGUAACGCAUUAGAAUUUUAUCGUCACUCCUACAAUCAGGCUAGUCGGCGACAAUUGUUGAGUAGCUUAUCAGAAAAUGAUGCUCCGAUUGAACCUCAAGAUGUACGUAUCCUUCUUAGAAUAUUCGAUUUGUCGACAUUCGGUACUGCCAGCAUGCGUCAUAACAGAUUGCGCAACUAUUUGUCUCACAUCUCCGAAGACGACGCCUGUAUAUUGAGACAAGAAGUCGAGAAACUUAAAGCGACGUCUUUCUUAUCUGAAGGUGAACUAAGUGACGCAUGUAGUGCCCGUGGAUUCCUUACUUUAGAAAUAGACAACGAAAAACUGACAAAAAUACUCGAUGAAUGGCUCGCAAAUUACCAAAAGGAUAACAUUUACAAACCUUUGCAUCUCAUACUAGACCAACGUAACAUUGACAAAUCAAGCAAUAAAGAAUAA